This is a messenger RNA of Limanda limanda (common dab), 2167 nucleotides long. It is a transcript of the gene hyal1, whose product is annotated as hyaluronidase 1. Gene Ontology annotation, biological process: carbohydrate metabolic process; hyaluronan catabolic process. The transcript has 4 exons. The record is from RefSeq and is a predicted model, not a curated record. NCBI's taxonomy places the organism in Eukaryota, Metazoa, Chordata, Actinopteri, Pleuronectiformes, Pleuronectidae. Gene Ontology annotation, molecular function: hyalurononglucosaminidase activity. Bases 73 to 1395 code for a protein of 440 amino acids.
UCUGAUCAUGUGACUGCAGAUUGACACACACACACAAGCUGAAAAUCUCUGCCCGGUGUUUGAACAGCAGGGAUGAGUUCCUGUCCUCCUCCACUGCUGCUGCUCUGCAGUCUGCUCGGCCUUGUUUCAGGGCUGCGGCCGAAAACCUCCUCUUUUUCCCAGGUGCCUUUCCUGAGCGUGUGGAACGCCCCCACUCACAACUGCCUCUCCAAGUAUGGCGUGGAUCUCAACCUGGGGACCUUUGACAUCGCCCAGAACCUGAACCAAACCUUCAUGGGGGACAACAUCACCAUCUUCUAUUCGGAGAAGCUGGGUCUGUAUCCCUGGUACUCCGGCCAAGGGAAGGCUGUGAAUGGCGGGGUCCCACAGAACGCCAGUCUGGAUGAACACCUCAGGGCGGCCUCUGAAGACAUCCGCACCUACAUCCCAGACAGGGGAUUCCAGGGUCUGGCUGUGGUGGACUGGGAGAGCUGGAAUCCUGUGUGGGAGAGAAACUGGGACAGUAAGCUGGUGUACCAGGAUGCGUCGAUAGCGCUGGUGAGGGCAAAGCACCCGGACUGGACCCCCGAGCAGGUGAAGGCUGAAGCCCGGAUGAGGUUUGACCAAGCAGGGAGAGCGUUCAUGGAGGAAACGCUGAAACUGGGACAAGAGGAAAGACCAAACGGGUUGUGGGGUUACUACGGUUUCCCGGACUGCUACAACUACUUGGGCAAAGAAAUGAGCUACACAGGGGAGUGUCCGGCUGUAGCGCUGAAGAGGAACGACCAGCUGCUGUGGCUGUGGAACUGCUCCUCUGCUCUGUAUCCGGACAUCUACCUCAGCCUCAACCUGCGAGGCCUAAGCAAAGAAGUGCUCCUCUACACACACCACCGCAUCCUGGAGGCCAUGAGGGUGGGGGCUCAGGUGACCCCCUCAGCACCGCCCGUGUACCCCUACACCCGCAUUGUCUACACGUACACAUUAGAUUUCCUCUCGCUGGAGCACCUGGUCUACACCGUCGGAGAGAGUGCUGCUUUAGGGUCUGCAGGGAUGGUCCUGUGGGGCGACAACAACUUCUCCAAGUCUAAGGCCACAUGUGAAGCUGUCAAAUUCUACAUCGAUCAGACGCUGGGUCCUUACCUGGUGAAUGUGACGGCAGCCGCCACUCUGUGCAGCCAGAAGCUGUGUUCGUCUCAGGGCCGGUGUCAGAGGAGGAACCCGGCCUCCAGGGCCUACCUGCACCUGGACCCCGCCGGGUGGAAGCUGGUGUCGAAGGAGGGGCCGGACGGGAGGAGACAAUACAAAGUUUUAGGACGGAUGAGGGCCGACAAGGUCACAUUCAAGACGUCUGAGUUUCAGUGCAGCUGCUUCCCGGGGUGGGGAGGUGAGAGCUGCUCCAAGCCGACUCAGCGAUGAGAGACUUUCCUUUGAGGAAAUCUAGGUAAUACAUAGACGACAUUGGUCUAAUAAAUGUAGUAAAGUGUGAAAAUGGUCCACUGGGGCUGGUUAGGCCCACAGGUCGUUUUCUGCUCGAGUGCAUAUCAUCUCUUGUCAAUUUAAAUUUCCCCAAUCCUUGACCUAUGUGUUUUCUUAAUUAAUGACUUUCCUUAGGUCAAAUGGAGGAUAAUUUGAAUUCAUGUUUUUUCUUUUACUAUAGCCACUUUAAGUCUUCUCCACUCUAAUAAUUAUCUUACUGUAAAUGUAUUUGUAUGUUCGAUCUUCACACUACAGAAUCCUGUAUGUGCAGAGUUUAACACAGGGAAUCAUGUUUUCUAGUUUACCUGCUGAAAAGGGAAAAUUUCUCCAAGCUUGAAUCUAGUGGAUGUAAUUCAAGGAUGUUGACGCUAAUAACCUUGUUUGUGUGAGUGGAAAAAUAUUUCAGACACAAAUGAUAAUUUAAAGUAUUUUUAGAUGUCUUCGAAUGUGGUUCGAUGACAUCUUACAUUUUUUAUUUUCAAUAAUAUUGUGGUUGGGCUUUGGUUUUAAAAUGAACACCAAUAAACUUAUGUUUGUUAUAAGAAGGUAAAUCAUCAUAGAUUGCCUGCAACACUUCUUCUGUUGUCUGUUACCUGGAGUGUUGAUGUUUUCAUGUUGAUCUGACUGAACAGAAACAUAAAUAUGCUUUUAGAGUUGGUAAUGAUCAAGAUUCCAUGUAUGACCAGACCUAAUAAAACUACAUAUCAGUAAA